Morus notabilis is the source of this 2802-nucleotide messenger RNA. Its product is annotated as two pore calcium channel protein 1A. Gene Ontology annotation, biological process: calcium ion transport; transmembrane transport. Gene Ontology annotation, molecular function: voltage-gated calcium channel activity; calcium ion binding. Lineage: Eukaryota; Viridiplantae; Streptophyta; Magnoliopsida; Rosales; Moraceae. The record is from RefSeq and is a predicted model, not a curated record. The transcript is spliced from 25 exons. Bases 202 to 2409 code for a protein of 735 amino acids. Gene Ontology annotation, cellular component: vacuolar membrane; plant-type vacuole.
AUUACCAUCAGUUUCAGUCGCAUUCACGUAUAUUACCAUUAAAUAACCCAACAACCUCUCUAACGAUUCACCAAAAAAUAAAAAUAAAUAAAAAGGUACUGUAGACGUUUCUCCUCCUUUUUUUGGAAGUUCGAUUAGUCGCCUUAUCACUGCGUUUUUUCCGUCAAAAAAAGUAAGAAGAAGAGGAGGAAGAAGAAGAAGAUGGAGAAGCCUCUGCUAAGCGGAGAAAGCAGUGGCCAUGCCAGGAGCGAUGGGAGGUCGGCAAGCUUCAGACGACGAUCGGACGCCAUAGCCUACGGCUCUCCUUACCAGAAAGCUGCUGCGCUUGUCGAUUUGGCUGAAGAUGGGAUUGGCUUACCUGAGGAAUUACUUGAGAAAUCCAACUUUCAAAGUGUUGCAAAGCUUUAUUUCUUUUACACUCAACUGGACUUCAUUUGGUCCCUCAACUAUUUUGCACUUGUUAUCCUAAAUUUCUUAGAGAAACCUUUGUGGUGUUACAAGAGUACUACUGCAUAUUCUUGCAGUGACCGGGAUUACUACUUUCUUGGGCAGCUGCCAUAUUUGACUGGUUGGGGGUCUCUUAUUUAUGAAGGAAUAACGCUUGUUAUACUGAUAGUACAUACUUUCUUCCCAUUAUCAUAUGAAGGGGCCCGUAUUUAUUGGAAACGUCCCCUUAAUCAGUUUAAGGUGUUUUGCCUGUUAAUUUUGGUUGCUGAUCUGCUGUUUUAUAUUCUCUAUUUGUCACCGGCGGCUCUUGAUUCUCUUCCUUUCAGGAUUGCGCCAUAUAUUAGAGUUGUCUUUUUCAUCCUGAAUAUUAGGGAAUUAAGAUCGAGUAGCGUAAUCCUGGCUGGAAUGCUUGGCACGUACUUAAACGUCAUGGCUCUAUCAGCUCUGUUUCUUCUGUUUGCUAGUUGGGUCGCCUAUGUCAUGUUUGAGGAUACCCAACAGGGAAAAACAUUGUUUACUUCGUACGGUACCACAUUGUAUCAAAUGUUUGUUCUAUUCACUACAUCCAACAAUCCAGAUGUUUGGAUUCCUGCUUACAAGGUGUCACGCUGGUAUUGCUUGUAUUUUGUUCUCUACGUGCUGUUGGGUGUUUACUUUGUCACCAACUUGAUCCUUGCCGUUGUUUAUGACAGCUUCAAAGGCGAGCUCGCUAAACAAGUUUCUGAAAUGGAUGAAAUGCGGAAGCGUACACUAGAGAAAGCCUUCAAUUUGUUAGAUAAAGAUAAUCGUAAAUAUAUUAAGAAGGAGGAAUGCAUUGAACUCUUCAAGGAGUUGAAUAAAUACAGGACUCUGCCAAAAAUAACUAAAGAAGAAUUUGAAUUGAUAUUUGAUGAGCUAGACGACAGUGGUGACUUCAAGAUCAACUUGGAUGAAUUUACAGACCUUUGCAAUGCUAUUGCCCUGAGAUUCCAGAAAGAGGAUACUCCAUCUUUUUUUGAAUAUUGUCCAUCUUUCUACCAUUCACGCAUUUCUGAAAAUUUGAAGGCCUUUAUUCGGAGCCCCAAAUUUGGAUACAUUAUCUCCUUCAUUCUCAUCGUAAAUCUUGUCACUGUCAUCAUUGAAACAACGCUUGAUAUAGAAAACAACUCUGCUCAGAAGGUGUGGCAAGGGCUGGAGUUCGUCUUUGGAUGGAUAUAUGUACUGGAGAUGGCUCUGAAAAUAUAUGCAUAUGGAUUUGAGAACUAUUGGAGGGAUGGCCAGAAUCAAUUUGAUUUUCUUAUCACAUGGAUUAUAGUUAUUGGAGAAACUGUAACUUUUGCAUCCCCUCAAGGGUCUAUUCUUUCAAAUGGAGAAUGGAUUCGAUACCUUCUUCUUGCAAGAAUGUUGCGAUUGAUAAGGCUGCUGUUGUACGUCCAGCGUUACAGAGCCUUCAUAGCAACAUUCUUAACUCUCAUACCGAGUUUGAUGCCAUAUCUAGGGAUACUAUUCUGUGUCCUGUGUAUCUAUUGCUCUCUUGGUGUGCAGAUCUUUGGAGGAAUGGUUAAUGCUGGGAAUCCCAAGUUGGAAGCAACAGAUCUUUCUGACGAUGAUUAUUUACUCUUCAACUUCAAUGAUUACCCAAAUGGUAUGGUGACACUCUUCAAUUUGCUAGUCAUGGGAAAUUGGCAAGUGUGGAUGCAGAGUUACAAGGAUUUGACGGGCACUUCUUGGACACUUGUGUACUUCAUCAGUUUUUAUCUACUAACUGUGUUGCUGCUAUUGAAUUUAGUUAUUGCAUUUGUCUUGGAGGCUUUCUUUGCUGAACUGGAUCUUGAAUCAUCAGAAAGAGGUGAAGAACGAGACAAGGAAUCAGUAGCAGGACGCCGAUCUGUUGGCUCGAAGUCUAGGAGCCAAAGAGUUGAUGCGCUUCUCCACCACAUGCUGAGUGCGGAGCUAAAUCAAACACAGAGCUCCAAUGCAUAAGCUCAGCUUCAUUUUCCAUUCUGGCUGUUUUGUUAUCUAGAGAGAGUGAACGAGAUUGGAAAGCUAUCAGCUCCUUGCUUAGGAUCUCAAGAUGGUCUUCAGAUUGUGAAAUUAUUGAGAAAGUGAGACUCCCCUCAAAGUAAGCACGGUUUAAAAGGUUGAAUGAGUACGCCAAAGUAGUCUUGUACUUUUGGCCGGCCAUGUAUUAUGUGUUUUUAACCACUCCUGGCCUGUUAUUGUCUGUGUCUUUUCUAUCUGUUGUACCAGCGAAUUCUUUAACAAACUUGUACUGUUUAUAGUUUGAUAGAAUAGACAAUGUAAUGCACUCUCAGUGGAAGAGGGAAGAAGACGAAAUGAAAUGAUAUAUAGAAACUGCGUUGUUUUCUUUUGUGA